Messenger RNA from Erinaceus europaeus (western European hedgehog), 2669 nucleotides. It is a transcript of the gene ASPHD1, whose product is annotated as aspartate beta-hydroxylase domain containing 1. The record is from RefSeq and is a predicted model, not a curated record. The coding region runs from base 880 to 2067 and encodes 395 amino acids. NCBI's taxonomy places the organism in Eukaryota, Metazoa, Chordata, Mammalia, Eulipotyphla, Erinaceidae. The transcript is spliced from 2 exons.
GCGCCAGCGAGCUAUCUUUUCAGCACCCGCGGGCGGACAGCUCCAGGUCCCGCCCCCGAGCCGCGAUGAUUGGUCGAUGUUGUCCCCGCCCCGCCUCUCCGGGCCGUUCGGCGCGCCCGCAGUGGUCGAGCGCCCGGGGCCCCCGCCCACCUGUCCUCGGCCCCGCCCCACCCCAGGCCCCGCCCCCUUUUCGCAUUGCAGGGCGGCCGGAGGUUGGCACCGUGCCCUCUGCGCCCCACGUGGCACGGGGUCCGAGCCGGGGGGAGAGGAGACGAAACCGCAGAUGACUCCCCCUCCUCUCCCCUCCCUUCCCCUCCCUGGAAGCUGCGGCCGCUACUGGAGGGGGCGGGGUGGGGAGCUCAGCCAGGAGAGCUGUGGGGAGGGGUGACGUCAGGGUGAGUGGGAGCCAAAGAAGGGGCGUGUGGGAGAGAAGGAACAAGAAAGAGGGAGCGAGAGAGAGAGCGAGCGAUAGAGAAGAGAGAGAGAGAGAGAGGCAGGACCCGCAGGUCGGGUCGAGUGAGAAGCCAGGGUGGGAAGAGAGGAGGAGGGAGGAGGCAGAAGGGAGGACAGAAACCGCAGCAGAGGACAGCCAGUUGGGAGUUCCAGGGCUGCAGGGCCAGGUGGGGUAGGAGCUGCUGUCCGGGAAAGCUGGGAUUGGGGGGUGUCGGGGGAGGAAGAGGAGGAGAAAAGAGGGCUGAAGAGGAGAGGAAGGGGUGGGGGGAGACAGAACUGCCAGUUUUUUGUUUGUUUUGUUUUUUGCGGGGGUGUGCAAGGAGAGGAGUGCUGGAAGAAGGGAGGUGAGAGGGAGCUGAGAGGAAAGAGGGGUAGGGGGUGAGGCACCAGGUACCAGGUGCAAGAGGAGGAGAAUCAGGAGUGGGCAUGUGGUCAGGAAACAGCUUAGAGGGGUGCCCAGCAACAGCCAUGGAAGGGACCAGUGGAGAAAUAGGGGAGCAGGGGAGCUGGGGUCUGGAAGAUGGCCCCAGCCUCCUGGCAAGAGCCUCCUUGCCCACCUGGCCGCUGCCUCUGGCCUCCUCGGCCCUCACUCUGCUCCUAGGAGCCCUCACUUCUCUCUUCCUCUGGUACUGCUAUCGCCUAGGCUCCCAAGACAUGCAGGCCUUGGGGGCUGGGAGACAAGUUGGGGGUGUUGGUGGCGGGCCUGGAGGGUGCUCUGAGGCUGGCAGGUCAAGCCUGGGGAGCUCCGGGGAGCUUGGGGAAGAACCCAGCACAGAAGGCCUAGUAAGCCGCCGCCUUCGGGCCUAUGCCAGGCGCUACUCCUGGGCAGGGAUGGGGAGGGUGAGGCGGGCAGCUCAGGGUGGCCCCAGCCCUGCGGGAGGCUUUGGGGUCCUGGGCAUCCAGCGUCCAGGCCUGCUUUUCCUGCCAGACUUGCCAUCGGCCCCCUUCGUGCCCCGGGAUGCCCAGCGGCACGAUGUGGAGCUCUUGGAAAGCAGCUUCCCUGCCAUUCUGCGGGACUUUGGGGCUGUGAGCUGGGACUUCUCAGGGACAACCCCUCCGCCUAGGGGCUGGUCCCCACCCCUGGUGCCUGGGUGCUACCAGCUCCUGCUGUACCAGGCUGGCCGGUGCCAACCCAGCAACUGCCGCCGGUGCCCUGGAGCUUAUCGGGCACUGAGGGGGCUGCGGAGCUUCAUGAGCGCCAAUACCUUUGGCAAUGCUGGCUUUUCCGUCCUUCUGCCUGGGGCCCGGCUUGAGAGCCGCUGUGGGCCCACCAAUGCCAGGGUCAGAUGCCAUUUGGAUGGACACCUGCUCCACUUGGAAGCAGACUGGCCUCAAGCUCAAGGUCAGUCCCUGUGUCUCACCUCCCACCUGUCCCCGUGCUCCAGGCCUUCUGCCGGAUCCUGGCAGAUGAGUGAACAGGCUACACUGUUAACCUCUGAUGUCUUUCUCCUUGGCCACCUUCUGGAAAACUCCAGCUUAGUCUUCAGGUCUCCAGCUUUCAAGAGCUCAGUCUCCUCCAGGGCAUCUUCCUCUUCCCCUUCAUCUGAGUCGACUGCUCACAGCAUUCUACUGUGUAGUCCUUGGACAGCACGGAGUUAUUAUUAUUUUUUAUAAUUAUUACUAUUUUUUGCCUCCAGCAUUAUCACUGGGGCUCAGUGCUGGCAAUAUGAGUCCACUGCUCCUGGUGGCCUUUUUUCUUCUCCCUACUCUCCCCCCUUUUAUUCAAUAAUAUAGAGAGAAACUUGAGUGGGGAGGGGAGAUAGGGAGGGAGAGAAAAAGAUAGAACACUUGUUUUGUGAAGUGUCCUGCUGCAGGUGGGGAGCAAGGGCUCAAACCCAGAUCCUUGCGUACUAGUACUAUGUGCACUUAACCAGAUGCACCACUGCCUGGCCCCCUGGAGUUAUUAUUUUUACCUUCUGGGAAGAAAAAAAAAAAAAGCCUGGCAUAUCUUAGGUUCUUGAGAAGUCCAGGAGAUGCCACUUCCUCCAGGAAGCCUUCCUCUCUUUCUGCAACAGAACAGACUAUGCUUGGCAUCGCAUGUCCCCACCUCCUUGUGCUUCUUCCAUCUGGGACUGCACUGUGAUUGUGUGUGAGGUGUUUGGACGCACUGAUCUCUUUCCACAGGCCUGAAGAUCCCCCCUGGCUGUGAGCUGGUGGUCGGAGGUGAGCCCCAGUGCUGGGCUGAGGGACAUUGUCUGCUUGUAGAUGAUUCCUUC